CUGUCCGGACAGGUUGUGUCUCGUCGCCCGGCGAUCCACUCCCUCGCUCGCUCGCGGCCCUCGCUUCGGGCGGAAGCUGUGCGGUGGACUGUCAGUGGCCGCCUCGCGGCUCGAAAUGUAAGCAUGAAGGAAAUGUUUGGCAAAUAUGUACACGGAUCGGAGAUAAGCAAAUGUUGUCAAGAAACGAGUUGAUUCAAAUACAGAUCAGCCAGUGGCCAUGGACUGCAGUCUCUUUGGAACUUUUGAAGCACAGAUCUGAAUAAAUGUUCCAAACACUGACCAGUUUCUCGACAGGAAAUCGAAGAUGCAAAGACUAUGUCGGAUAUGACUUUAUCAGCUUCAAAAGGGCGGCUGAUCAGCAGAUGUCGUCAACGUCGAAGCGGAGGGGCGGCUGCUGACUCCGCAUCCGAGUGAAGAGGAAGGCCAGCGGUCAGUAGCGGUGUCUCUCCGACCGUGGGAGCCUUUGUCAGGGCCGGCGGACUUGCGCGCUCAGGAGACGGAUCGGAAAACAGGCUGUUUGGCGCCGGCGGAGCUGGGCAGGGCACAGCGACUGAAACAUACAGGCUGAUUUGCUUCUUCCGUUACGAAUCUCGCCGCAGUGCAGCUGUGGAUUGUGAUUGGUCAAACCAUCUGUAAAGACAACCAAUGGGAGGCUCUGGAGUCUGGAUGUACUUGCUCCUUUUUUGUUCUCUCUACGGGGUCUCGGCGCUGCAGAUCACGAGCAUCUUCGUGCCGCGGACGGCGCGCAGCGGAGACACCGUGCGCCUCACGUGCAACUUCGAGCUGAACGGCGACGAGCUCUACUCGCUCGCCUGGUGGAAGGACGACAAGAUGUUCUACACGUUCAUCUCCAAGAACGAGCCGCCCAAGGCCGUCUACAACGCCCCGGGCAUCACCGUGGACGUGUCGCAGGAGACGGUGGUGGUGUACCCCGGCGAGGUGGACGCGGAGGGGCGCGAGACGUCCAAGUCGGGGCUGCAGAUGCGCCUGCGGCGGGAGCACUUCCGGCAGGGCGUGCUGGUGCUGCGCUGCAUCUCUACCAUCCUGCAUAUGUACCGGCGCUCCGCCCAGACGACCAUCAUCGACGCGGACCACAUCCAGAGCUCCCCGCGGGAGAGCGCCUCCACCGCCGGUGCCGGCUCCCCCUCGCUCCUCCGGGUCCUGCUGUUACUCCUGCUGCUGCUGAGUCUGCUGGGCACCUGAGGGCCCUUCGCCACGCGACGGAAAUGCAGAAAUGAGUGUCAGUGUUGUAUCCGUGUGAAUGUUGGUGUCGUGGCGGCGUCCGAGUGCGGUGCCUAGCGAGCGGCCCGGGCUUCGGCCUCGCGUCGCAAGAGGCAGCUUCGUUCCCACUCAACUCGGUGUUAUGUUAUUGCAUACUUGGAUGUCAUCAUUUAAAGAUUCAUUGGUGUAACUGCUCCUGAAAUAAUGUUUUGAGAAUAAACUUUAAGUAAAAUAAAGACGUGACUCUCUGU
This is a messenger RNA of Penaeus monodon (black tiger shrimp), 1472 nucleotides long. Its product is annotated as nephrin-like. The record is from RefSeq and is a predicted model, not a curated record. NCBI's taxonomy places the organism in Eukaryota, Metazoa, Arthropoda, Malacostraca, Decapoda, Penaeidae.